Messenger RNA from Syngnathoides biaculeatus (alligator pipefish), 6163 nucleotides. RefSeq names its product EMILIN-1-A-like. The record is from RefSeq and is a predicted model, not a curated record. NCBI's taxonomy places the organism in Eukaryota, Metazoa, Chordata, Actinopteri, Syngnathiformes, Syngnathidae. Bases 771 to 3950 code for a protein of 1059 amino acids. Gene Ontology annotation, molecular function: protein binding. The transcript has 12 exons.
AGUAAGUUGUGUGGUGGAAGAUGGAGUGGAGACAUACGUGAAACCCGACUAUCAUCCUUGUGCUUGGGGCAGCGGUCAGUGCAGCCGUGUGGUCAUGGUCAUGUGGAGGUGGAGUCUAUCCCAGUUGAUUUAGGGCAAAGUGCUGACUGCACCCCGGAUUGGUCAGCGAUGGAAAAUUGUGAUUUGUAAAAGUGAUCAUUUGAAAAUAUAUCGGAAUUUAGUGUCAUUAACCAGUGUCACGGAAAAGUUCAAAUAUCUCGCAUCUCUGGGGAUGCAAAUGUUGUGUCCUGGUUCCAAGUAUCUCAAAUUCUAAGUCGCAAAAGUCGGUAAUUACAAAUUUAAAAUCAUUACCUAGGCACUCUCCUAUUUGGAGCAAUCAACUGUAGCGUUAUUAACUACUUGGUUUUGCAUUGUUGAUCCGAAGCCACUUAGACAUUGGGAGAACAUGAACUCAAUGCAGAAAAACCUCAAAGUCAGGUGUAGAAAGUAGUUCAAAGUAGAAAUUAAGCAGGGAUCUUCUUGUUACAAAACAGUAGUGAUAAAUACAAUUCCAUCCUAUCUCACCAUGUCAUUGCCAAGUUAAAUAUUGUAAAACAAUGGUUAUAUUUUGUCAGUGUUACUAUUUUGCCCACGUUGGGUACCAAUCCAUUCAACUUGUAAAAAAAAAUUCUUUGCUCAGUUCAAGCGAUGUCCAUCUUUUCUUUUGAUAUUGUAAAUGCCUUUACAGCUAUCGUACCUACGUGAAGCCUAGAUACAAAGUAGCCUAUAAAAUGGUGACUCAGAUGGAGUGGAAGUGCUGCCACGGUUACAGCGGCAAUGACUGUAGCAAUGGCCCGGUUAGUGGGACAGGAAGCACCAACAGGCCUCAGCCCCAGCCAAGAGAUGGAGGAAGGAUGAGCACCGGACAAGGGGGCAUCAACACUGGCUUUGGACAAAAUGGAGGACACGCAGGAAGGGUGGAUAAUGAGAAGAUGAGGCAGCUGGAGGAAAAGAUUCACACCCUGACAAAAACAAUUGACGACUUGCAAUCGACUAUCGCCUCCAUGAAUGAGCACUUUCAGGGAGGCCUCAACAAACCUGUUCUUCGUGGCAGCGGUGGUACAUCUUCCGGCGCAAGAAAUCCUGCUGAUGCAGCUCAACCAGAGAUAAAAGACACGAUCCACAGCAUUCAGACCAAACUAGAUCAACUCGACAAUCGCACACAGGCUCACGAUAAAACCCUCGUAAGCAUCAACAAUCAUCUUGUAAAUGGAAAAGGGAAUGAUCUGGAAGGAGGUCUUUCUGGUGGAAGUUUGAAUGGAAAAAGUUUAAACUCACUGAAGGAGGAGAUCCUGAAGGAGCUUGAGAGAAGGGUUUCACUGUCAUGUUCCUCCUGUCAGGCCGGUGUGGAGGACUUGGAUCAGCAGCAACAGGAAGACCAGGAAAGAAUUCGGGCCCUGGAGAAGCAGCUUAAUGUGAUGGAUGUUCGUUAUCGACAGGGAAUUGAAGGCUUACAGCGGGAAAGAGACAGCUCAAAGGGAUGUUGUGACACCCUUGAUGACCUCCAAAACCGCGUCACAGAUGCUGAGCGCAAGUUUAGCUCAGCAGCUGAGAACUUUGAUGUCCUACAGAACCGCCUGAACAACAAUCUUAAAACAGAAAGCAGGAACACCAAUGAGGAUGGAGGCUUCAGAGGAGGGGAGAAUGGUGGUGAAGGUGGAAGAAGUGGUAGCAGCUUGGAUGGCUUAGUAACUGAGGAUAAACUAAACAAUCGACUGAAGGAUUUGGAACAACGGGUCAAUGGAACUAUGGAGCAAACAGAGCAAAGCUGUGCAUAUUUGGAAAAUGAUUUGAAGGACUAUUUUCACAAAGAACUUGGCGAGCUUCGGACUGUGUUCCUGGACCGCUUUGAUGAUCAGGCCUUCAGAAUUACAGAUGUGGAGCUAGAUGUGGGGCUUGUGAAGCAAAGAGUGAAUGAACAUGAUAAGACACUGUCAAAGCUAGAAUACAGAACCUACAACCUGAGUACGAAGAUGGAGGAGUGUGGUUGUAGAAGCAUGGGGGAGGGAGGGGUAGGAGAAAGAGGAGUAGGGACAACAAUCAAUGGUGGAGGCCAUGGUGAGAGUGCUGGUGGUGGCAUUGUUGCUGAUGGAGAUGAAGGUGGCAUUAGUGGUGGUAGUGUUGGCAGCGGUGGAAGUAGAGGGAGCAUUGGUGGAAGUGGUGGUGGCCUUGGUGUAAACGAAGGAGUAAGUGGCACUGUGGGAAGAGGAGGAUUACCGGGAAUACCAGGGGAAAGAGAUAAUUCAACGAGGAAAUCACUGGAGUGGAGAGUGAUAGCCAAUGAAGAUCAAAUUAGACAUUUUAACACAAAACUCAAAGACCUGUCUGUGUCUGGAGACUCUCUUAAUGAUAAGGUAUUGGAUCUGAGCCAUGAUAUCCAUAAGAUCAAGAUUUUGACUGGGGAUCACAGUGAGCACUUUAACCGCAUUGUGACAGAGGUGGAGUUGCUCGGGGAGGACUGUGAAAUCUGUAGAACAGUGGAAGACGAGUUGCAGAAGCUGCGGAAUCAUUCCAGGGAUGCACUGGGGCAUCUGCAGAACCAUAUCAACAGACUCCAGAUGAAUAUAGACUCUGGGGUUGGCUGCAACCAGAUGUGCUCUCAUUGGCAGGAUGAAGUUCGUCUACUGCGAGAGGAUGUCACACAGUGCACGAAUAAAUGUGGUGGUUCUGGUACCACCGGUUUAACUGGUGCCAGUGGAGGAAACAGGGGAGAUGGACCCCGUUUGGAUGCCGAGAGGCCUUUAGAUGGUUACAGUGUGAUUGGAGGCUCCAUUAACAACAACCAGAUGAAGACAUUGCAGGGUGAAUUGUCUGAGGUCAUCCUGACCUUUAGCUCUAUAAACGACACCUUGAAGGGUCUUGAACACAUGGUACAAAAGCAUGGCAGCGUCAUCACCGACCUGGGAAACACAAAGGAUAAGAUUAUUUCUGAACUGGACAAAACACAACAGGAGGUUUCAGAACACAUUGAGAAAAGUCAGGACCGGUUGGGGAGAGUUGACGAAGACGUCAGACGUUUUGAGAGCACGAUGCUGGUAGAGAUGGGAGACUGUAAGAGAUCAGGUGAUGGGCUGGAGAAGAGGCUAUCCAAACUUGAAGGAGUCUGUGGAAGGUUGGACAGAGUCUAUGACUCCAUCCACAAGAUCAAGGAAGGAUUGAACCAACAUGUAUCUAGCUUAUGGACAUGUUUUUCGGGUCUAAACAACUCAGUCAUCCGUCAUGGAGGAAUUCUUGACUUUGUACAGAAGAACCAGGAUGAUGUCCAGAGCCGGAUGAAAAACCUCAACUCUAGUUUGACCCACAUCUUGAAAGAGAUGCAAAAUUUCUCAGACCAGGGCCUGACUGGCCAACCUGGACUUCCAGGAGAAAGAGGCCUCAAUGGGCUGCCAGGUCCCCAAGGACCACCUGGACCUUCUGGAAGACCAGGAGAAAGUGGAAUACGUGGCCUACCAGGGCGACCAGGUGCUGAUGCUCAUUUACCUAAAUUGUCCUUCUCCGCUGCCCUUACUGUUCCCAUGGAGAGAGCAGGAACCAUCAUUUUUGACAAGAUCUUUGUUAAUGAAGGCGACUUCUAUGACCCCAGAACAGGUAUUUUUACUGCCCCAGUUGAUGGACACUACUUUUUUAGUGCCAUCCUAACAGGCCACAAGAAUGAGAAGAUAGAGGCUGUUCUAUCCAAAUCCAACUAUGGCAUGGCCCGUGUGGAUUCUGGUGGCUAUCAGCCUGAGGGUCUGGAGAACAAUCCUGUGGCAGAAGUUAAAACCUCUCCAGGCUCACUGGCUGUUUUCAAUAUCAUCUUGCCUCUGCAGACUCAGGAUACCGUCUGCAUCGACUUGGUGAUGGGAAAACUGGCCCACUCUGUGGAACCACUUACCAUAUUUAGUGGGAUGCUGCUCUAUGAAGAUAUGUGAUGGCUUCUUGCUUAUGCUUAAAACACUAAAUGACAAGGACAGAGUACCUGAAUAACAGAAUUUCCAGAUGAGUCAAGACCAGCCCACUGUAGGCGGGACGAAAGCAAUUAUAUCACUUUGGUAUUUAGAAGUGAACAAGAACUUUUCUUUAGCAAGACAUUCAGUAUUGAGAAGAUUUGUUUCUUUGUAAUAUAUCUGAUCAUCUCACAAAAAAACUUGUUUAACCAGUUUUAUGCGGUUAUCCUACUAGUCUCCUUCCCAGGAUUGGUUCAAAUAGAUAAAAACAAUAGGAUUGCAUUACUCCAACUGUGUAUCCCUAGAGGUUACAGUGUUGAUUGCAAUUCAGAUGCUGAUAACCGACUGCAAUGUAAGAGGAAACUUUAUGUUAAAUGCGGUGUCCUGAGGAUAUGUGGUUUGUUGUGGUCCACCUGUAUGUUUGUUGACUCAUCCCCCUUCUCAGAGGUUGUCAUGGGAUCAUAUGACUAUGAAAACUGUGCCAUUUUUUUCUGUUUCUUUUUUUGUUUGUUUGUUUCUUUGUUUUAAAAAAAAGCAUGGUGAGUCUGAAAGCAACUAUACUCUUCAGUUUACUCGUAAGAGUUCCUGUUUUGAAUGUUUUAUCAUAAGUUGCACAUUUUGUUUGUUUGUGUUGCCAAAUGCCUUUAAACCACUCAAUAGACAUACUCUUGAUGGACAAGUAUUAGAGGAAAAUAGAUUCUUGCAGUAUUCUGUAUUUGUUUACUAUCUGCAGUGGUUUACUACUGUAGAUUUUUGUAAUAAGAGCAUAUUAUAAAUACUGUCUUACAAAAGAGUACAAUGUCCUUGUUUUUAAGAAGAGAAUGUAAUGAGUACACAAUUUAAAUAAUGUAGACAUAUUUGUCAUGUUCAUUCUUAUGUACUGUAUAUAUAUUUUGGACAGGUAAGGACUGAAAUUGACAUUCAAAUAAUAUUACAUUUCAAUUUGCAUAUCACAUCCCUUCAUGAAUGCCAGAGAUGGGGAGAGGUCACAGAGGUUGGGUGGAGCAUGCAUUCGGUGGUGGCUGAAAGUUAAUUCUUGUGACGUGGAAGGUUAACUGUAUGGUAGGGAAGGAGCAUGAGUAAGUGUGUGAGGUAAAAAAGUAGACACUGUAGUGUUCAAAAUAAUAGCAGUCCAAUGUGUCAAAGCAGAUUAAUCAUGUUUUCAGUAUAUAUUUUAUUACUAAAUGGCAAACAAUUUACCAAUUGCUGGAGCAGAUUCUCAGAAAACCAACCAGACUCAGCAUUCAUGAUAUACACACUCAGAAAGGCUGCGCAAUUGGGCAAAAUGUUGAAAGGGGUGUGUUCAAAAAUAGCAGUAUUUGGUGAGGGGAAACCUUAAAAAGAGGUGCAAAACGAUAUAGGCUGUUCAGAUAAAAGGAUUUUUAAUACCUUAUAGUGGAGAGCAAAACCUUAGACGAGUGACAGAAAAUGGACGACAACCAUCAAAAUGGAUCGCAGAGUAUCCAGAUUGGCAAAGGCUCAGCCACUGAUCAUCUCCAGGAUUAUCAAAGACAAUCUGGAAUUACUUGUAAAUACGGUGGCAGUGGGAAGACGUCUUUGUGAAGCUAAUCUAUUUACGAGAAUUCCCCACAAAGUCCCUCUGUUUAAAAAAAGGUAUGUGCAGAAGAGGCUACAAUUUGGUAAAGAACACAUCAACUGGCCUGAAAAGAAAUGAAGGAACAUUUUGUGGACUGAUGAGAGUAAAAUUGUUCUUUUUGAGUCCAGGGGCCACAGACAGUUUGUGAGACGACCCCCAAACUCUGGAUUCUGCCAGGGGCAUGGCCAAGCCACUGCCGUGGAGGGUGCUUCCUGUGAUGGGGAUGGGCAAACCACUGCCCUAGGCGGUACCACCUCUGAUGGCUGUCACAAACCUGUGUUACAUUUUGGACAAUAAUUGACCAAGCAUUUAAGUGGUGAAUGUGUCAUCGGCAGUUCGUUGCGUAUGCUUUACUGCAUCCUAGGAAACUUCGCUACUGUGCGUAAGUUCGUAAGUUUAGUGUAGAGCAUUCCUUUGUCACAGCGAACCUGUGCCUCUUUAGUUUGACCACGUCUUGCCGAUGUUUCUAAGUUUGUCUCAUCGGACCUUGAGCACGUUUUUUUGGAGCUUGCCUGUUGCCUAGCGUUUUUUUGCUUCCUACUCUUUUGGACUGCCUUUUCAUGUUCAACUUCCUUCUGGAAUAAAACCUCUUUGAAUAUCA